AUGAGUGAUGUUGAUGCAGUGUCCUCCCUGCCAGCUGCCCUGCAUGCCGGACAAAAUGCUACCGCUGUCACGGUGAACCCCCGGUCUGCUUCUGGUUCGCUGUCUUCCAAGAGGGUCUCUCCGUCGCCCCAUCGCAGAGGAGAGGAUGCUCGCGUCAAGGAGGUUGAUUCUGCGUCAGGAGAAGGAGAUGGCCCGCCGAGCCCCAAGGCUGACUCGGAAGCAGAGACUAUCAUCCAGUCGGGCCGCGAGUCGCUAUCGCCAGAAAAGAGACGGAAGUAUAUUCAACAUCAGCCAAGGCGACGCGAUGUUCAAGUUGACCACGGUGACACAGUGGAGGACAGUUCACUACCUGAUGACACACACAUUAGGAAGAGAAAGCGAUCGAUCGAUGACUCCAUCGCGGAACGCGACCGUGGGUUCUCCCCGGAACUUCAUUCUCGAACAGCCGUUUCCCCAUCACGUGUGAAAAUCGAGAAGCCAGAGGAACUACAGCCCGCCCUAAAUAAUCUUGAUUCCUCUCUGCCUUCACAUAGCACGGAGGCUGUCCCCGGUGGUCAGAACGUCCAGGUCUCACGAAAGCGUAGCCAUAGCGACGGUGUCGACAGUGAGAGGGACAGGGCUCAAUCUAGUCGUCACACAACGGCCUCCCGCGACAGAGAGCGAAGAGAUAUCAACGGCAUCAGUCUACCUCCACCAGAGUCGAUCGAUCGCUCAGGCUCGCCUAUUCGGUCGGCUCACAAGCGAACAGCUUCCGGUCCGCAGCUUGGGGGCAGUGACUUGCAAAAGAAAAGGAAGACGACUACUCCGCUCAUCACAGGAUUUCAACGGCAAAGCUCCGAGGAUAGGCUGUCGGUUUCGUCUUCAACCAGUGGCUCCCCUCUACCCAGCUCUCAAUUGCGAAAAUUAGCCGGUGUCGACGGCGCUUCAGCAUCUCCCGCAAGGCCGACGGGUCACAAGAAACAGCGCGACCAAAAUGGCCGAACACGUCUAGCACGUGCCUGUGCAGCUCAGGAACUGGAGGUAGCAAUGGCGAGGCAUGCAGAACGCCCAGAUGAUUUGAAUGUGGCCGACAAUGCGGGAAAUACGCCCCUCCAGAUUGCUGCCCUCGAAGGGUGUGCGCCGAUUGUGAAAUUCCUUCUUGAAGCUGGCUGUGACAUAGACACAAAAAACAUUGACAAAGAUACUCCUUUGAUCGAUGCCGUCGAAAAUGGCCACUUGGAGGUCGUCAAACUCUUACUGGAGGCGGGCGCAAAUCCUCGCACGGUCAACGCGGAAGGUGAUGAGCCGUAUGAUUUGGUCCCAUCGGACUCAGAAGACUAUGCAGAAAUCCGCCGUGUACUUGCAGAGGCUAAAGCCAAUCCCCGGCCGGGUCGUCGUUCCGAAGAGCGUGCUGGUUCCGCAAAUAAGGAGAUAAGCUCUAAAAGAGUUGCUGCUGCAAGCCCGCGCGAGUCCCCCCCGACUGUGCGAAGUGAAGCUACGCGAAACGACUUACUCUGGACCAAAGCUACACCUGAGAAUCUGCAAGCAUUUGCUGCGAAAGGUGAUAUUGCUGGAGUUGCCAACAUUCUCAACGUUGGGCAAAAAGCCGACACCGAGUCGAUGAUAGCUGCAGCCAAGGGCGGUCAUGAUGAGGUACUGUCUCUAUUACUUGGGAUGGGCGACGCGGAUCCGGAUCCUGAGCCACUUCAAGGAGGAAACCAGAAACCCGGCUACAAUACACCCAUGCUGGCGGCGAUCGGCCGAGGUAAUCUUGCUGUCAUACGCUUGCUGCUGGAUCAGCCGAAAUUCAAUCCGACACGCCGGCUUUACCGUGAUCGUACCUACUUUGAGUUAUCUCGAGAACGGAGAGCUGACAACUGGGAGGAGGAAUAUGACUUGCUGAGAGAGGCCUAUGAUAAUUACGUUAGAGCCAAGCGUCUGCGCAAGCAGGAGGCUUCUUCACCGAAACGACCGCGCGACAGGGAGAAGGAAAACAAGCGGCCGGGUCGCAGACACUCCCCAUCGCCCGCGGUUUCUUCUAGGAAGGCCGUAACAAGUCCAGGCGCCGGUCACCACCGAGAGCUCUCUUCCAAAGAUGCUGUUACAUCGAAGGAAAAGAAACGAGAUGGUGUAGCUCACUUAAAGGAGAGAUCCGGAUCUAGUACCAAUCGCCCCAGAAUAGCCCACAAGGGUAGUGACAAUCCGGCGGACGGCGAUGGGUUUCGGGUGGAGUCUACUCAGUCCAAGUCAUUAGCAACACUCACCAAAGAUGAGGAAGCUCCCAGGAGAAGGCGUUUGAUUGCAGGGCGCCCUCCACAGGAUCGUGAUCGCAGAAGACCCAGCAUACCAUCUUCGGAUUCCCUGUCAGGCCGUGAGGACUCUGCCAAAUCCCGGAUCGAUCCUCCUACCGAAGCUACGGCGGUUCCGAAUGGGCCUGUGGCCUUGAAACGCGGACGCAGUAGCGCAAGUCCCGAACGCCCCGUUCUCGCGAAAAAGAAACGACGUGUUCUCUCUGAAGACAGGACGCCAAGCAUGACCAAUUGUGGAUUGAAGAAAAGUCACAGCAACGGCAUAGCAGAGGAGUCCAAAACGUAUGUUCGGCCGAAGAAGACCGAAGAUCAAUUGUUGGAGCGCGAGCGCGAUCAGCAAGUCGAUAGUACACCGCACAUGGCUACCGACUCAAGAACUGUGAAGAAAGAGCGAGAAAGGCAGGAUGUAGGCCACCUGGCUGAUAUCCCCAUGGAAGAUGCGAAGACUCUGGCCAAGAGGUCCGAGUCUGAAGAACAGCGCCGGGAAGAGGCGAAACGGGCCGAAAAGGAGCGUAUCGCGGAAGAAGAGCGUCUCGCAGCUGAAGCGGAAAAGGCUCGCUUGGCAAAGGAAGAGGAAGAACGAGCUGCCCGUGUGGCGCGCGAAAAGGCCGAGGAAGAGGAGCGCAAACGGAAAGAGGCCGAGCAAAGGCGGAUCAAGCAAGCCGAGGAUGAGCUUCAGAAGAGACUAGAACAAGAAAGACUGCGCCUUGCGAAAUUACGGAGGGAGCAGGAAGAGCAGGAGCAGCGGCGUCGCGCUGCGCUUCCUAGUCGGCUUCGUGUUGCUGCCCAUCUCGUCGGCUCCAAUGACCCACGAGCGCGGAGUCAUGCCUGGCUGAAGAGGUUCAUGCCCGUUGUUACUGCGAUCACCAAACAACUGGAUCCUUCAUGUGAUACCAGCAUCGCUGACGAGAGAUGGGUUCCAAACUACUUGGUGGCACCUUUAUUAGCGACUAAUGAUCUCCAGCUGUCCCAGUACACAAGUUGGGAGAAGCGUAAUGCGACUCCCACUCAGCGGGAGAAUCUAUGGCGCGUCACCCGUCGGAUGCUGGUCCAGGGAGAUGAUAUGGACUUCAUGAGCUCUUCGUUUGCGCAGAUCAUGCAGAAGGAUUGCGAAACACGGCCGAAAUACUUUGACAUGGAACAUGUAUUUUGGGUUAGACUUUCCGACUUCAUGGACCUCGUUCCUCAUGUUCCGCAUCUUCAUGAUCUUGACAUUCAAUUUCUCAGAAUGCACAUCGACCAGGAGCCUUCUACAGCAGCACCUCUCCUUGAAUCAGCGCAGCCCAACGGACACGGGCCUGAAUAUGCCCAUCUUGAUAAUAUUCAUGGCUUUCCUACUGGGAUACCCGGGCUUACCAACGGAUAUGGCCAUUCACGGCCAAUCGGACGGAGAAGAGACCAUGUCCAACCCCCCGUUGCCGCCGCCGAUGAGGUCGAGGUUUCGGCUGAUGCCGGCGCCGGCGGCCAGAUGUCCGUCCUCGAUGCUCUGAAGGGUGUCCUCCGCAUUGCUCUGAUCCACGACGGUCUUGCCCGUGGUCUGCGCGAGGCCGCCAAGGCCCUCGACCGCCGCCAGGCCCACAUGUGUGUCCUCAACGAGGGCUGCGAGGAGGAGGCCUACAAGAAGCUCGUCAUUGCUCUGUGCUCCGAGCACAAGAUCCCCCUCAUCAAGGUUCCUGAUGGAAAGAUGCUUGGCGAGUGGGUCGGUCUCUGCCAGCUUGACCGUGAGGGUAACGCCCGCAAGGUCGUCAACUGCUCUUGCGUUGUCGUCAAGGACUGGGGUGAGGAGUCCCAGGAGCGCUCUGUCCUCCUCAACUACUUCCAGACUGAGCAGUAAAUGCACUGCCGCUGCGAUGUGCUUUAGCGGAUGGGAUGUGGAUGUGUGAUGGGCACGGAAAUGGGGUGGUUUGAAGGGGAGGAGGAGCUUCUGGUUACGUGACCAUUGAGCCUGGGGCUCGGGCUCUUCUUCCCCGUCCUCGAUACGUGAUCCAUUCACUUCGGAUUCACAUUUAUCUAAGGUCAACGGACUAAUGGAAUGAAGAAUAUUCAUGAUCAAUGGGUG
Molecule: messenger RNA, 4347 nt
Organism: Aspergillus novofumigatus IBT 16806
Lineage: Eukaryota; Fungi; Ascomycota; Eurotiomycetes; Eurotiales; Aspergillaceae
Product: putative histone deacetylase complex subunit (Hos4)
Exons: 6
Coding region: 1-4122 (1373 amino acids)
Biological process (GO): translation
Cellular component (GO): ribosome
Molecular function (GO): protein binding; structural constituent of ribosome
Source: RefSeq, a predicted model, not a curated record